AUGGCUUCCAGCCCGUUGCCGGGGCCCAACGACAUCCUGCUGGCAUCGCCGUCGAGCGCCUUCCAGCCCGAUGCGCUGAGCCAGCCGCGGCCAGGCCACGCCAACCUGAAACCCAACCAGGUGGGCCAGGUGAUCCUCUACGGCAUUCCCAUCGUGUCGUUGGUGAUCGACGGGCAGGAGCGCCUGUGCCUGGCGCAGAUCUCCAACACUCUCCUCAAGAACUUCAGCUACAACGAGAUCCACAACCGCCGCGUGGCGCUGGGCAUCACGUGCGUACAGUGCACGCCGGUGCAGCUGGAGAUCCUGCGCCGCGCCGGGGCUAUGCCCAUCUCAUCGCGCCGCUGCGGCAUGAUCACUAAGCGUGAAGCCGAGCGCUUGUGCAAGUCUUUCCUAGGCGAAAACAGGCCGCCCAAGCUGCCAGACAAUUUCGCCUUCGACGUGUCCCACGAGUGCGCCUGGGGCUGCCGCGGCAGCUUCAUCCCGGCGCGCUACAACAGCUCCCGCGCCAAGUGCAUCAAAUGCAGCUACUGCAACAUGUACUUCUCGCCCAACAAGUUCAUCUUCCACUCCCACCGCACGCCCGACGCCAAGUACACGCAGCCGGACGCAGCCAACUUCAACUCGUGGCGCCGUCAUCUCAAGCUCACUGACAAGAGCCCCCAGGACGAGCUAGUCUUCGCCUGGGAGGAUGUCAAGGCCAUGUUCAACGGCGGUAGCCGCAAGCGCGCGCUGCCCCAGCCAGGCGCGCACCCUGCCUGCCACCCGCUCAGCUCGGUCAAGGCGGCCGCUGUGGCAGCGGCAGCUGCCGUGGCUGGAGGUGGGGGACUGCUGGGCCCGCACCUGCUGGGGGCGCCCCCGCCGCCGCCGCCGCCGCCACCCCUGACCGAGCUGGCGGGCGCGCCGCACGCCCAUCACAAGCGGCCGCGUUUCGACGACGACGACGACUCGCUACAAGAGGCAGCCGUCGUGGCCGCCGCCAGUCUUUCGGCCGCCGCCGCCAGCCUCUCGGUGGCCGCAGCCUCGGGCGGCGCCGGGGUGGGCGGGGGUGGCGCCGGGGGCGGCUGCGUGACCGGCGUUGGCGCCGGCGCGGGCGCUGGCUCAGCAGCUGGCGCCAAAGGCCCACGCAGCUACCCGGUCAUCCCGGUGCCCAGCAAGGGCUCGUUCGGGGGCAUGCUGCAGAAGUUCCCGGGCUGCGGGGGGCUCUUCCCGCAUCCCUAUACCUUCCCGGCCGCAGCUGCUGCUUUCGGCUUGUGCCACAAGAAGGAGGACGCAGGCGCGGCGGCCGAGGCCCUGGGAGCUGCGGGCGGCGCGGGCGCAGCGCCCAAAGCCGGCCUGUCGGGCCUCUUCUGGCCCGCGGGCCGUAAGGACGCCUUCUACCCGCCCUUCUGCAUGUUCUGGCCUCCGCGGACCCCAGGAGGCCUUCCCGUGCCCACCUACCUACAGCCUCCACCGCAGCCGCCCUCGGCGCUCGGCUGCGCACUUGGAGAAAGCCCUACCCUGCUGCGCCAGGCCUUCCUGGACCUGGCCGAGCCCGGGGGCGCGGGUGGGAGCGCAGAUGCUGCGCCCCCACCGGGUCAGCCCCCUCCGGUCGUGGCCAACGGCCCGGGCUCCGGCCCACAGCCUCCUGCGGGGGGCGCGGGCGCUCGCGACGCGCUCUUCGAGUCGCCCCCGGGCGGCAGCGGCGGGGACUGCAGCGCAGGCUCCACGCCGCCAGCCGACUCCGGCGCUGUGCCGGGAGCAGGGGCCGCAGUCGCCGGAGCGGGCCCGGCGGGCUCCCGAGUGCCGGGGCCCCACCAUUCGCACCUCCUGGAGGGGCGCAAGGCGGGCGGAGGCAGCUACCAUCAUUCGAGCGCCUUCCGGCCGGUGGGAGGCAAGGACGACGCAGAGAGCCUAGCCAAGCUGCACGGGGCGUCAGCGGGCGCGCCGCACUCGACCCCAGCGCAUCACCACCAUCACCAUCACCACCCGCACCACCACCACCACCAUCAUCCCCCGCAGCCGCCGUCACCGCUACUGCUGUUGCCCCCGCAGCCCGACGAGCCGGGUUCUGAGCGCCACCACCCCGCCCCGCCGCCACCCCCUCCUCCGCCGCCCCCACUGGCCCCGCAGCCGCACCACCGAGGCCUUCUGUCCCCCGGAGGCACCAGCUGCAGCUACCCCAGCGAGGACAGCUCCGAGGACGAGGAGGAUGAAGAAGAAGAGCAGGAGGUGGACGUGGAGGGCCACAAGCCCCCAGAGGGCGAGGAAGAAGAGGAGGAAGGUCGAGAUCCCGACGACGACGAGGAGGAAGACGAGGAGACGAGGGUCCUACUAGGGGACCCCUUAGUCGGGGGCGGCCGGUUCCUCCAGAACCGAGGGCUGUCGGAGAAGGGGAGCAGCCGGGACCGCGCGCCGGCCGCCUCGGGCGCUUUCCCACUCGCCCUGAACUCCUCCAGGCUGCUGCAGGAGGACGGGAAACUGGGUGACCCCGGCGGCUCGGACCUGCCCCCGCCCCCGCCUCCGCCCCUGGCCUCCCAGAAAGCGAGCGGCGGCAGUAGCAGCAGCCCCGGCAGCCCGGUCCACCAUCCAUCACUGGAGGAGCAGCCCUCCUACAAAGAUAAUCAGAAAACUAAGGAAAAUAACCAAGUUAUUUUAUCUACAAAGGACAACAACGACUUUUCAGAUAAGAACAAGGAACAUAGCUUUUUCAUCACAGAUCCCGACGCUUCCGGAGGAGAUUUUUGGAGAGAAAGAUCAGGUGAACACACACAAGAAAUGAAUUCACCUCAUUCACUCAAAAAGGAUGUAGAAAAUAUGGGAAAAGAAGAACUUCAGAAGGUUUUAUUUGAACAAAUAGAUUUACGGAGACGACUAGAACAAGAAUUCCAAGUGUUGAAAGGAAAUACAUCUUUCCCAGUAUUCAAUAAUUUCCAGGAUCAGAUGAAAAGGGAACUAGCCUACCGAGAAGAAAUGGUGCAACAGUUACAAAUUAUCCCCUAUGCAGCAAGCUUGAUCAGGAAAGAAAAGCUUGGUGCCCAUCUCAGUAAAAGCUAA
Messenger RNA from Equus quagga, 3033 nucleotides. RefSeq names its product SKI family transcriptional corepressor 2 (gene SKOR2). The record is from RefSeq and is a predicted model, not a curated record. The coding region runs from base 1 to 3033 and encodes 1010 amino acids. Gene Ontology annotation, cellular component: nucleus; transcription regulator complex. Gene Ontology annotation, biological process: negative regulation of transcription by RNA polymerase II; negative regulation of BMP signaling pathway. Gene Ontology annotation, molecular function: SMAD binding; DNA-binding transcription factor activity, RNA polymerase II-specific; RNA polymerase II cis-regulatory region sequence-specific DNA binding. The transcript is spliced from 7 exons. NCBI's taxonomy places the organism in Eukaryota, Metazoa, Chordata, Mammalia, Perissodactyla, Equidae.